UGAUUCAUUAAAAAGAGAAAACAAAUUAAAAAAAAAUUUAAUUGUAGGGAACUAUGUUGAUUAUACAGAUUCUCUAGAUGCCGUAAGUAAUAAUGAUUAUUCUAGACAUUCACUAAACGUACGAAGCCAUACAGGUGGUUCUUCUGAGUCUUUAGAUUCUCUGAAACUUGAUGAUAUUCUUGAGUAUGUUGAAAAAGAUGAAGAAGAAAUAAAUAAUACAGCUUAUGAUCAAAAUAUAAAAAGAAGAUAUUUAGAUACAAACGGUUAUGCUGGAGAAUUUGGGGAUCUCGAAAAUUACAAAAGAAUUAGGAAAAAAUUAGAAGCUAUAUAUGAAGGUAAUUUUUCAGAAUUAGAAGCAUUGGAAAAUGAUGAAACUUUUACAAAAAAGAAGUGUAAUAGGAAUAGAAAAGAAAAAAAAUGUAGAUAUAAACAGAAUGUAUAUAUAAACAACAUAAAUUCCUGCAGUGAUAUAGAGUUGCUAGAUUUAUUCAAAUCCAACAGCAGUAUCAUUGACGAUGAUCUUAAUUAUGGAAAUAUGAGCAAAAAGAAUUUAAAAUUUAAGGACAAACAUAAAAUAUCUAUUCCUCAUGUAAAACGUCUAAUCCCCUUAUUACUUAUAGCAUAUAUAGGUUUUUAUUUUGUUUCUCCAUUUUCAAUUUUUUUUAUCACUUUAUUCUUAAUUCACAUUUUUCAGUUUAUGUACAUAUAUGUUGAAAUAGGAUCCAAAUACGGAAUAAAAUUGUCGAAACCAGCUUCGAUUAAAAGAAUACUCAAAAGUUUAUUUAUUAGAAAUUAA
Messenger RNA from Plasmodium gonderi, 796 nucleotides. RefSeq names its product Plasmodium exported protein, unknown function. The transcript has a single exon. Lineage: Eukaryota; Apicomplexa; Aconoidasida; Haemosporida; Plasmodiidae. The annotation marks the transcript as partial. The record is from RefSeq and is a predicted model, not a curated record.